Menidia menidia (Atlantic silverside) is the source of this 2640-nucleotide messenger RNA. The record is from the annotation of a GenBank genome assembly. NCBI's taxonomy places the organism in Eukaryota, Metazoa, Chordata, Actinopteri, Atheriniformes, Atherinopsidae.
AUGCCGAGUAAUUGCACCCCCAUCAGUGGCCAUGGAUUUGUGCUGGACAAGUACAAGUGCCAAUGCAGGAGAGGAUUUUACCAUCCCAGCCGAGGCCCCUACAGGGACGAGUCCCCCGACACGUCCAACCGGUGCCUGCCGUGCCGCGAGGGCUGCCCCUUCUGCCAGGACGACACGCCCUGCCUGGCGCAGGGGGACGGCGUCCUGCGGCUCGCCGUGGCCUCCUUCCAGGGACUGUGCAUGAUGCUGGACCUGGCCAGCAUGGUGGUCGUUUACCACUUCCGGAGGAACAAGAGAAUCCGUACAUCUGGAAUGAUUCUGCUGGAAGCCAUCUUGUUUGGGGCUUUACUGCUCUACUUCCCGGUGAUGAUCCUGUACUUCAAUCCCAGCGUGUUCCGGUGCAUCCUGCUGAGGUGGGUGCGCCUCCUGGGCUUCUCCAUCGUCUACGGCACCAUCAUCCUCAAGCUGUACAGGGUGUUGAAAGUCUUCCUGUCGCGCACGGCCCAGAGGACGCCCUACAUGACCAGCUGGCGCGUCCUGCGUCUGCUGGCGGUCAUCCUGCUGGUGGUGCUGUGGUUUCUGGUGGCCUGGACCUCGGCCGUCUGUCAGAACCCGGAGCUGAACCGAGCCCUCAUCGCCGCGGGCCUCACCCCGGAGGGACUGCAGUUCAGCAUGUGUCUGCUUGACCGGUGGGACUACAUGAUGGCCGUCGCGGAGUUCCUGUUCCUGCUGUGGGGCGUUUACUUGUCCUACGCCGUCCGCACCGUCCCCUCGGCUUUCCACGAGCCGCGCUACAUCGCCGUGGCCAUCUACAACGAGCUCCUCAUAUCGGCCAUCUUCCACAUCAUCAGGUUCUCUCUGGCGCCGGGACUGCACCCCGACUGGAUGCUCAUGUUGUUCUUUGCUCACACUCACCUGACGGUGACCGUGACUCUGGGCCUGCUGCUCAUUCCAAAGUUCCUGUCCAAAGGCACCCAGGCCAGGGACGAUAUCGCCACCGAGGCCUACGAGGAGGAGCUGGACAUGGGCAGAUCUGGCUCCUACCUCAACAGCAGCAUCACCUCUGCCUGGAGCGAGCACAGCUUGGACCCGGAGGAUAUCCGGGUGAGGGGAGCCAUUCCGAGAAAAGCUCGAGAGGACUCCCUGAGGAACAAAGUGAUGGGCCUGACCAAGUCGCUCAGCUACGACCACGUUUGCGAGCAGGACGCCGAGACCGGGAGCCAAACGGGCUCGGUCCCGGGGGACAAGACCACCCCGGUGGGAAACGGCGGAGAGGGCUCCAUCCUGGGAUCCCUCAUCGGCCGCAGACCCGGCAAGAAGCAGCUGGAGCCGGCGGGGACUCCGCCCAGGCUGGAGCCGGCCGAGUCCACAGAGUCCGUCCCUCUCUUCUGGAAGUCGGCCAGCGCCCACAACCUCACGCACGAGAAGAGGCCCGUGCACCUGCGCACCUCCAUCAUGCAGAAGUCCCUGAGCGUGAUCGCCAGCGCCAAGGAGAAGAUGCCGGGCAUCGCCAACAAGACCCAAAGCGUGGAGGACGCCGGCAAGAAGAGCCAGAAGGGGCAGGACGGGCGAGUGCUGUCAGAGGUGGACGAGACGCCCGAGCACUUCCCCAAGAUGAUCAUCAGCCAGUCGGUGGAGUACUCCAAAACCCCCAUGAAGAUGGGCAUAAUGAAGCAGCAGGUGAGCGGUAGCCAGCCGUCCAUUUGCUCGGAGACGGGCAGGAACCUCUCGGACGUGUCCGAGGUUUGCCCCUGGGAGCUGGAGGAGGUCCAGACGCCCACCGAGGGAAAGGCCCAGAAGCACGUGUCCAUCGCCCCCGGGGAAACCACCGCCGGCCGGAGGGGCAGCGGCAGCUCGGCCACCUCAAAGGUCAGUCGCUCCCAGCAGAGGCAGAAGACCGGUCAGUCCCCCUCCAACAAGCGCCGCUCCAAAGACAAAGCGGGGGAGCGGGAGGAAGGGAGGGAAGUGAGGAAAUCUCACCCCCCGAGGUCCCCUUUACCCCUAAAGCCAGACGUGUGCCCGUGGGAGUUUGAUGACCAGCCCAUGCUGGGGGGGGAGACGGAUUCCAUCUCCCCUGACCGCAUCCGGAGGAAGAAAAGCGUCACGCCCACCGACGGGAAGCCGAAAGGUCUCCACUCGGACCACUCCCGGUCCACGGGCAGCCUCCUGCAGCCCCCGUCUCUGAUGGUGGAAAUCUGCCCGUGGGACUACAACGGCCCCCCCUCGCCCAAGCAGGAGAGGACCUGCAGCAGCCCCACCGCGCACAAGAAGAAGCGGAAGGGCUCCUCGUCGUCCGGCCACCGGUCCGAGAGGGAGAAAGGGAGGGAGAAGAGCCGGGAGAGGCGGAGCUCGUCCAGCAAGCCCCCCCCGGAGAGGCGGCGGGUCAGCCAGUCCUCGGAGUGCGGCGGGUCAGCCCCGGAGCGCCGGAGGAGCUCCACCAGAGACGCGGAGGGGACGGAGGGCCGGAGGUCAGAGGCCGAGCACGCGCACGGCUGCCCGGCUCAGACUAAAAAAUCCCCCGAGAAGAAAAAAGAUUCCCCGGCGCGCGGAGGUCACAAGCCCGCGGCGCCCGGCGGCACAAAAAUGGCCGACGUGUGCCCCUGGGACUUUCCAGAGCAAGACUCGGCCGAGAGGGCGUGA